AUGAUCAGGUAUAAAGGCAGGGCCAGGCAGGCAUCAAUCUCCAGGGUCAGUGUGGUACACUGGAAUUCCGUGCACUGUCGAGGGGAUGAGGAGGAUCUGCUGCAGUGCGAGUGGAAAGCAUGGCACGGUGGGCACUGCUCACAGAGAGAUACUGCAGCUGCCACCUGUACCCCUCAGGAAGAUGGUAGCCUGCGUUUAGUGGGUGGAAUGGGCAGCCAUGAAGGACGUCUGGAGGUGUACUAUGAGGGGCAGUGGGGCACUGUCUGUGAUGAUGGCUGGACAGAAUCUAAUAUCCAAGUUGUGUGCAAACAGCUGGGAUUCAGAUACGUUGAAGGUUCUGUGCAGCACCGUUUUGCAGUGGGUACAGGGCCAGUCUUCUUGGAUGAUGUGAGCUGCUCCGGGAAAGAGUCCUGUCUGGUACAAUGCAGAAGAAGAGAAUGGAGAAAGCAUGACUGCACUCAUCAGGAGGAUGUGUCGGUUGUCUGCAGUCCUGACUGGGAUGUCAAUGCGAUUCCAUCCAGUCUGCCUAUGCGACUGAUGGAUGGAGAAAACAAGAAGGAAGGACGUGUGGAGAUUUAUAUCGGUGGCCAGUGGGGAACAAUUUGUGAUGACGGAUGGACUGACAGGAAUGCAGAAGUUGUCUGUAGGCAGCUGGGCUACAAGGGUCUGGCCAAAGCUAGAACCAUGGCUUAUUUUGGAGAGGGAAAGGGACCUAUCCAUAUAGACAACGUCAAAUGCACAGGAAAUGAAAGGUCUUUGACUGAUUGCAUCAAACAACCGAUUGGUGUGCAUAACUGUCGCCAUAGCGAGGAUGCUGGGGUGAUCUGUAACUAUGGCGAGGAGAAGACAACAGAGAGGAGCAAAGACCCUUUUUAUUCAGCUUGUGGCCUACGAUUAGUUCACACACGCCAGAAGAGGAUUAUUGGGGGGAAGAAUUCCUUACGGGGUGGGUGGCCGUGGCAGGCUGCCAUUCGGUUGAGAACAGCGCAUGGGGACGGGAGGCUGGUGUGUGGAGCCACGCUCAUCAACAGCUGCUGGAUCCUCACAGCGGCCCACUGCUUCAAGAGGUAUGGUAACAACACUAAAAGCUACACUGUAAGAGUUGGAGACCAUCAUACACUAGUAUCCGAGGAAUAUGAAGAAGAAUAUGGGAUCCAGCAGAUUGUCCUUCACAGCAACUACAAGCCUGACCGCAAUGAUAAUGACCUGGCCUUAGUGCAGCUUGUGGGGAGGGACAGACAGUGUGCAAAAUUCAGCAGCCACGUCAUGCCAGCUUGCUUACCUCUUCGGAAACAGAGAGCGCUCAAGGUUGCGUCAAACUGUUACAUUACUGGAUGGGGAGACACAGGAAGAGCUUAUUCCAAAACCCUGCAGCAGGCGCCAAUCCCUCUGCUUCCCAAUAGGUUUUGUAUGGAGCGGUACCGGGGCCAAUUUACUGGGAGGAUGCUGUGUGCCGGGAAUGUGCAGGAGGGCAUGCGGGUGGACAGUUGCCAGGGAGACAGCGGUGGCCCAUUGGUGUGCGAGAGGCCUGGGGGAAGCUGGGUGGUUUUUGGUGUGACCUCCUGGGGACACGGAUGCAGGGUCCAGGACUCUCUUGGGGUCUACACAAAAGUAUCUUCCUUUGUGCCCUGGAUUAAACGAGUGAUCGAAAUGUGAAGGGCUUUGUCACAGGACCUGGAAAUGCAUGAUGAGAAGCCUGAAGCCGGCUCCCGACAGUGAUUUUAAUAAUCAUUUAUAUGGCCCAGCUGGGCUCGUCUCUUAAUUUUAUUACUUAAAAUUGUACAAAAUAGCACUUCCCUGAAGGACCUUACUUGAAUUAAAAAAAAAAAAAAAA
Molecule: messenger RNA, 1834 nt
Organism: Polyodon spathula (Mississippi paddlefish)
Lineage: Eukaryota; Metazoa; Chordata; Actinopteri; Acipenseriformes; Polyodontidae
Product: neurotrypsin-like
Exons: 10
Coding region: 1-1656 (551 amino acids)
Biological process (GO): proteolysis
Cellular component (GO): membrane
Molecular function (GO): serine-type endopeptidase activity
Source: RefSeq, a predicted model, not a curated record